ACGUCCUAUCAACGUCUAUAUAUAUAGGGUAUUGUAUUUGCAGCUGCACACAAGAGUUCAUCACUUAAUCUAUUGCUACUGCUUUAUCUUUUAUAUUUAUGCAUAAACGUUGCAUGGCUACGCUAAAACCAAGUCUUGUUUUAGUGUUCAUAGUGGUGACUACGUUGAUGCUUGUGGCAAGUGCAGAAGCUCCUCUUCCUCAUCAUGAGAGUUCAUUCAUACCCAGAAAGAUGGAUAGCGGUCGUAUUUUACGUGAACUAGGAUAUGAUGGAUCGAGACUUGAACAUCACCGGAUGAGGUUCAUGCAAGGGGCAGACCCUCAGAGAGAAUCACCAGGAGGACCAGAUCCGCAGCAUCAUUAGGGGCAUAUGUGUACUCGAUCGUAUAAUAGCUGCUUUAAUCUUAGCUUAAUUAAACUCAUCAUGCAUGGUUUUAAGUUGAUGUUCUUGCAGCUGAGUUAUGUAUGAAAUAGAAUAAUGAAGGAAGAGUUUAUCCGAGUCCUAUAUGAGAUAUAUGUUUUUGUAAUGUAUAUCUAGCAAUAAGAAUAAUUGCAUGCCCCAGUUGUUGAGAAA
Messenger RNA from Manihot esculenta (cassava), 572 nucleotides. Its product is annotated as CLAVATA3/ESR (CLE)-related protein 5-like. NCBI's taxonomy places the organism in Eukaryota, Viridiplantae, Streptophyta, Magnoliopsida, Malpighiales, Euphorbiaceae. The record is from RefSeq and is a predicted model, not a curated record. The coding region runs from base 99 to 362 and encodes 87 amino acids. The transcript has a single exon.